Messenger RNA from Naumovozyma dairenensis CBS 421, 567 nucleotides. It is a transcript of the gene ATG12, whose product is annotated as Atg12p. The transcript has a single exon. The record is from RefSeq and is a predicted model, not a curated record. Gene Ontology annotation, biological process: nucleophagy; C-terminal protein lipidation; autophagosome assembly. NCBI's taxonomy places the organism in Eukaryota, Fungi, Ascomycota, Saccharomycetes, Saccharomycetales, Saccharomycetaceae. The coding region runs from base 1 to 567 and encodes 188 amino acids. Gene Ontology annotation, cellular component: Atg12-Atg5-Atg16 complex; cytoplasm; phagophore assembly site membrane.
AUGAGUAGAUUGCUAGAAAGCGAGAGUGGUACAGACACGGAGGGUGAUUCGGGAUCCAAUCUUUCAAAUUCGCUAUCGUCGACAGCAGCUACCCAGUUGGGAAGAGAGAGCCCACGGAACAAAAAUCCUGCAUUAAGCCUUCGAAAUCGGUUGGAGCAAUUUAGUAGGAGGCUUUCGCAAUUAGACUUAGAGGAUAAACCAGAUCAAUCAGGAUAUAAUGAGAAAGUCGUGAUUCCUCCAGAAGGAAGUUCGUCGAGACGCAAAUCGCCUGAUAGCAUUAUGCACGAUGAUGAUAAAGAACCCUCUACUGAUAAAGUGAAAAUAAAAUUUCAGCCCAUUGGAUCCAUACCACCAAUGAGGCCAUCAGUUUGUAAGAUUUCUGGUACUCAACCGUUCUCGAUGGUUUUAAUAUUCCUUCAAAGACGACUGAAAGUCGAUAAUAUUUAUUGCUAUGUGAACAACUCAUUUGCUCCGAGCCCGCAACAAAUCGUUGGGGAAUUGUGGAGGCAAUUUAAAGUCAAGGAUGAGUUGAUAAUAAGUUAUUGUGGUUCUGUCGCGUUUGGUUGA